AUGUCUUGCUACAACGAGCCUCUCAGACCCUCCGGGGUGAGCUGCCCUCAGCCAAUUGCCGAGAGCCACAACGAGCCCUGUGUGCAGCAAUGCCCCGACUCCACAGCUCUCAUCUUCCCCCCACCAGCUGUGGUGACAUUCCCUGGCACCAUCCUCAGCUCUUUUCCUCAGGAGAGCAUUGUGGGAUCAUCAGGCCCAGCCUCGCUGGGGAAUUCCUUCAGUUCCCGAAGCUCCCAGGGCUAUGGGGGCUCCCUGGGCUUGGGGGGCUCUGGGGGCUACUCUGGCUAUGGGAGCUCCUUGGGCUUGGGGUCCUCCUCUGGCUAUGGGGGCUCCCGGGGCUAUGGGAACUCCUUUGGUUUGGGAGGCUAUGGAAGCUCCCUGGGUCUGGGGGGCUCCUGUGGCUAUGGAAGCUCCUUUGGUCUGGGGGGCUAUGGGGGCUCCUCUGGCUAUAGGGGCUUCAGGGGCUAUGGGAACUCCUCAGGUUUGGGAGGCUAUGGGGGCUCCCUGGGGCUGGGGGGCUCCUCUGGCUAUGGAAGCUCCUUUGGUUAUGGAGAUGGCUAUGAGGGCUCCCUGGGUUAUGGUGGCCAACAGGGGCUUGGUGGCUUUGGCAGUUGUGGGAGGUCUUACAACUCUGGCUUCUCCUCCUAUGGCACGGGGUAUUUCCUCCCUGGUGUCCAGAGGUGGAGCAGGUCCCGCCGUGGGAGCUGUGGGGCUUUCUAA
Calypte anna (Anna's hummingbird) is the source of this 720-nucleotide messenger RNA. Its product is annotated as scale keratin-like. The transcript has 3 exons. Lineage: Eukaryota; Metazoa; Chordata; Aves; Apodiformes; Trochilidae. Gene Ontology annotation, cellular component: intermediate filament. The record is from RefSeq and is a predicted model, not a curated record. Gene Ontology annotation, molecular function: structural constituent of cytoskeleton. Bases 1 to 720 code for a protein of 239 amino acids.